GGACAGCCUCAUACCAGACAGCGUCACCACAGAGACUCGUUCUCCUCUCCAGGAUGCUCCUCCUGCUCUGCCUCACCGUCUGCUCCUCCGCGGGUUUCGCCUCGGAGAUGAACCAGACGUCCAAGCUGCUGGCGGAGAGCGGGGAGCAGUGCUCGGCAUGCGACUUCCGGGAGCACAGCAAGCAGAUGAGGCUGCACAGCAUCAAGUCGCAGAUCCUCAGCAUCCUGCGGCUGGAGCAGGCGCCGAACAUCAGCCGGGACAUGAUCCGCCAGCUGCUGCCCAAAGCGCCCCCUCUGACGCAGCUCCUGGACCAGUACGACCCGCGGGUGGAGGACGAGGACCACGCAACCACGGAGACUAUCAUCACUAUGGCCACCAAGCCCAUUCCAGUGAACGAGGACGAGUUGUCCUGCUGUUGUCUGUUCAGCCUCAGCCCGAAGAUCCAGCCCAAAAACCUCCUGAGCGCUCAGCUGUGGGUUCACCUGCGGCCGGCCGACAUGGUCACCACCGUCUUCCUGCAGAUCUCCCGUCUCAAACCCGGGAAGGAGGGAAACAACACGCGUGUCCGGGUCCGCUCCCUGAAGAUCGACACGGACGCCGGCGCCGGUUCGUGGCAGAGCAUCGACAUCAAGUCUCUGCUGCAGGCUUGGUUGCGUCAACCAGAAACCAACUACGGCAUAGAAAUCAACGCCUACGACUCCAAAGGAGAAGAUCUGGCCGUCACCUCGGCAGAACCCGGAGAGGAAGGACUGCAACCGUUCAUCGUGGUGAAGAUCCUCGACAGCCCCAAAAGGUCCCGCCGUGACUCGGGCCUCAACUGCGACGAGGAGUCUGCAGAGACUCGCUGCUGUCGCUACCCGCUCACCGUCGACUUCGAGGAGUUCGGCUGGGACUGGAUCAUCGCGCCCAAACGCUACCGGGCCAACUACUGCUCAGGGGAGUGUGAGUUCAUGCACCUGCAGCAGUAUCCCCACGCACACCUGGUGAACAAGGCCAACCCCCGGGGCACCGCGGGGCCCUGCUGCACGCCCACCAAGAUGUCGCCCAUCAACAUGCUCUACUUCAACCGCAAAGAGCAGAUCAUCUACGGAAAGAUCCCGUCCAUGGUGGUCGACCACUGCGGCUGCUCCUGAGGAAACAUCCUCCCGGACAGCCAUAGAGGCUUGGUCUUCAGCCAAAGUGAUGCAAAACAAUCUAAUUUGAAACAGUUUCAGAAACAAGGACAGUAAAUAAGCUUUGAGAAUGUUAAAAUAUCAUUCGCAACAGAAAUAAAAAAAAGUUUUCCCAGGGAAUGAACUACUAAUCUGCAUUUUUAUCCCAACCCAAAAAGCUGAUUUUAACCAGGAAAUAAGAACGAAACAUGAUGAAAAGAGAUGAUUGUUGUGAGGGAUCAGUUAAAUGUUGUAAAGACACAACAGCAAUUGCACAGAUCCUCAACUAAACGUGGCAAAAAAUUUUAAAAAAAGAACAAUCGUAGCUUACGUUGUGUGAAAGUAGCUGCCUUCCAUUUCAUUUUGAAACCCAUAGUAACAACUGGAGCCACAGAAACAGGUUAUGAAACCAACACCUUACAGACCUGUUGGUGAAUGCAAAGUUGUUAGCAAAUAGCUGCUUGUUUACACAUCCAGUAGAUACACAGCAACAUUAUCCCUCAGUGAAUCCAAGUCCAAAACUUUUAGCUCUGUUUUUGGUCUCCACCAGCUCUUGAGGCAAGUAUGUGGUUCUUUAGCUGCUACAUGUUCAACUAGCUCAUCUAACUGGGUCUGUUUGCAGCUGAAGAGGUCAUGUACAGGACCUUUUUCCUCUGAAAGCGACUUCGAGUUGCAACUAGAAUUGUGAAAGAGAAUAAACAUGAUAAAGUUGCGAACUGAAACAAUGAACAAAAAGACGCUAGAACGUUCCAUAGAGCUGAAGAUAACUGCAGCGCUUCUGUGAGCAAACUGUUAAUGUUGAAAGUCAUUUGAUCCAUUGUUAAAAUUACCGUAUUGUUUUCAGUUUCAGCUUUAAGGCUUGCGACAUAGUUGCUCUAAACAAAAACAAAGACUUUAAUAUCUGACAAAACAUGCAAUUCAGCAAACGAACAGUGGGGGGCAGGAUGGUAGCAACAUAAUGGAGCAGGUAAAUGUGAAUUUGGGGUCAAAUUGUGCACUUUGUGACUUAAGCAUGAAAUCUGGCACGAGCAUUACUUAAUGGUCAGUUUUCCAGAAAAAGUGCUAACCACAACAAAAAUUCAAUAAGGCGGCCAUUUUUCAAGACGGGCGCCAGAUGGGUCUCUGUUGUGUCACUUUGCUCAGAAACUAUGGUGAAAAUUGUGAUAUAAGCAUGAAAUUUGGUAAGAGCAUUUGUCGCAAGCCACCUUCUCAGGAAAAAGUGCUAGCUGUGAAAAAAAUUCAACAUGGCGGCCAUUGUUCAAGAUGGCCGCCAAAUAGGUCUCUGUUAUAUGGUUUUGCUCUGAUAUCAUUGUACAAGUUAAAUUUGAUGAAGUAUUUGUAAUUUUCAUUCCCCACGGUUGAUAAUCACGUGAAAUCAUUUGCUUUUAAUGUUUGUUUGAGGUAGAUAUUGUCUUGUUUUGCUGCUUUAGCUCCGAGGGCUGUUAAUUGUUCAAUUCGAAUGUUAAUUUCAUUGAAUAGCCCCAUGCCGUACGAUAAAAUGAAAUGUCACAUGAUUAUCUACCGUGCUUAGGGGCUGCCAUAUUACAAUUUUUUAAACGCUUUUAUCUAAAAAAGUGACCAACUAGGAACACUCCUGGCAAAUUUCAUGUUUAUGUCACAAUUUGCACUCUGGUUUUUGAGCAAAACCACGUAGCAGAGGCCCGUUUGGCGGCCAUCUUGAAAAAUGGCUGCCAUAUUGAAUUUUUUUCAUGGCUAGCACUGUUUUUCUGAAAAGGUGACCUAUGAGGAACAUUCAGGCAAAAUUUCAUGCUUGUAUCAUAAUUUGUACGAUGGUUUGAACAAUCUGCUCCACUAAUAAUGAUGGAAAAAUAGUGAAUAUAUCAAAUCUAACACGAGAUAAACUUGAAGUAGGCAAAAUUCAUGUAUUCUUACUUAUAUUUUACAUGUUAAAUGUCCUCUAUGGACGCAAACAACUUCAACUUUGCUUCAACUUUAUUUUGCAUGUUGUACUUUGACUCCAGAUACCUUCACAUGGAGCAAGACUUUAGGAUUUGAUAGACUCCUGCUGCUUUUUGUCCUCCUGUUUGAUGCAGCUGUGCCCUGAUUUGAGCCUUGACCAGAGCAAACCCUGCAGGGGGUCUUUCUUCUGGAAAACAUGAACUGAGUGACUCAGAGCCGACACAUGGAUCCUCCCCGUCCCAUCGCUUGUUUGCAAACUCCUUACUGUGAUCAGUUCUCAAGAGCAGAGAUGCUUCUCUUAAGGACAGGGCUGCAGUUUUUAUUCUGUUGUCGUGUUUCCGCUGUGACGGGUUGUGUUGCAUGUCGUUAAGCAUGAGAAGACUGACAAGGUGUCAUGUUUUAACUGACAUGUCCUCCCUGGAGCCAGAAAAUGCUCAUUUGGGUGGAUCUGGGGUGAUGUUUUCCUCGAAGCUCAAACGUUCUCUUUCUGCUCUUCUUGGGGCUCAAACAUUGAAUGCAUUCGCUGCCUCAUAAAAUGCUGCCACAGCUGAAUUAAAGAGUUUGUUUCUUC
Molecule: messenger RNA, 3642 nt
Organism: Acanthochromis polyacanthus (spiny chromis)
Lineage: Eukaryota; Metazoa; Chordata; Actinopteri; Pomacentridae
Product: growth/differentiation factor 8-like
Exons: 3
Coding region: 54-1133 (359 amino acids)
Biological process (GO): SMAD protein signal transduction
Cellular component (GO): extracellular region
Molecular function (GO): cytokine activity; growth factor activity
Source: RefSeq, a predicted model, not a curated record